GAAUGGACGGUGCAACUGAAGUUCAGAUUCUGGUGUUAUCGACGUUGACAGGACCAACGGAGCCACUACCCACGGCAGUUGAGUGUACGAAAGGCGAGUGUUCAUCACCAUUAGGGAUGGAGGACGGCACCAUCCUCAAUGCAAGAAUCUCGGCGUCCAGCAGUGCAAGUUGGGCCCCUGCCCGUGGUGUGCGCCUCAAUGGGAAAAACCGGUGGGCACCCCAAAGAAACGCCGGUUCUUGGAUCGAAGUGAACCUCGGCGAAAGCACAGUGGUGUCUGGCGUCAUCACGCAAGGUAACCCGUCGUGGCGCAAGAGGCCGAUUUAUGUCACGAAGUACAAGGUGUCUUAUCAGAAUUUAUCUUCAUCUGGCCGUGUAUACGUGACAGGAGGAGACGGCAACAUCACGGUGUUCACUGGUAACAUGGACUCCGACACCCCGGUCUGUAACGUGUUUGAUGAGAGUGUAGAGGCCGCCGUAGUGCGUAUUGAGCCCAUCGAAUGGUAUGGUGGAGUUCGCCUCCGAUUUGAGUUGCUUGGAUGUCGCCAUAAUUAAUUCAUUUUCGAUGCGUCCAGCAAUUCAUAACCUUUGGUUAUGCUACAGAAAACUACCACCCGGCAAAUGUAUAUUAAAUUGGCUCUAUUCAGACAAAAAUCUGAUGUAGAUUUCCUGAAGAAGUUGGUUAAGGUCACGACAAUGACUUGUAAACAUGUAAAUAUCACUUUCAAACACACAUUUGAAAAGACCCCAAAUCAUCACUUUUUUGUACAAUGUAACUUUAUGAUAACACAAAAUACAGAAAUGUCAUUAUAAUUAUGAUAUUUAAAGUGGUUGUUAUUACCGAAAAUGGGUCACUUGGGAGACAUUCCCAUAAGAACGUGCACAAACUUUACUGUCCCAUAAUUAAA
Acanthaster planci (crown-of-thorns starfish) is the source of this 907-nucleotide messenger RNA. RefSeq names its product lactadherin-like. The record is from RefSeq and is a predicted model, not a curated record. Gene Ontology annotation, molecular function: signaling receptor activity. Gene Ontology annotation, cellular component: plasma membrane. NCBI's taxonomy places the organism in Eukaryota, Metazoa, Echinodermata, Asteroidea, Valvatida, Acanthasteridae.